Durusdinium trenchii is the source of this 2166-nucleotide messenger RNA. The record is from the annotation of a GenBank genome assembly. Lineage: Eukaryota; Dinophyceae; Suessiales; Symbiodiniaceae.
AUGGCGUGUGGAUGGGAGGACUCGACGCCCUUCCUGGUCGUAGCAGGUGCUGGGCAUUCGCCCGUGGAUGGCCGGUAUGCUCAGGAUGGAUUUCGUGAAGGCAAGCCCAAGUUCAAGAAGGUCGGUGGUGAGUUCAUCAUCUUCUUCAGAUGGGGCAUGUGGAAAUUGGGGGCCGAAGAGGACACCACCGUGUGGCUCUACGAGUCCAGCACCGGCGGCCCCGGCUCGCCCACCACGCCGACCAACUCCGGUGGCGCUUCUUCGAUGCCACCGAGCGCGUGGGUGGCGGCGCAGGCCAAACAUGGCCCGGCGCCCAGCGUCUCCUUGGGUACCUGCCGCGAUCUCCAGGAAGGUGAUGUGGUGACCAUCGUGAAGCAUCACGAGGAGGUCGACUGGUCCGGAUGCCCCGAAAGGUCUGAGGAGCACAAGCUGCUUUGCAGACCUGGGGAGGUGCUCAGCAUCCAUCGCCUGCGAAGACUUCGAGGAAACUGGUUUUACCCCAGCAAGUGCCCGGAGAAGGUCGCACCACUGGCAGUGUUGGGCACCGUGAACUUGAUGGGCAAGGCGCAUCGGAUCACGAAGCUGGAGCCUUCCACGGUGAGCUUCGGAGAAGAUGCUUCAAUGCCCUUCCUGGUGUUGAACGGUGCCGGGCAUUCACCAAUCAAUGGACGCUAUUCACAUGAUGGCAGCUUUUCAGGAAAGCCCAAGUACAAGCAGGUGGGUGGCAACUCCAUCAUCUUCUUCAUGUCCGGCAAGUGGAGAUUGAACGAUGAGGACGUCACCGACGAGCGCUGCUACGAUGCUGUUGAGGGUGAUGAGCCGGUGCCACCGAGCGCAUGGGUGAAGAUCAACAAAAGAUAUGGUGCAGCGCCCAAACUUUCCAUCGGAACUUGCCGCGAUCUCCAAGUCGGUGACUCCGUGGUGCUGAAAAAGGAUUCCAGGUCGAUUGAUUGGUCUGGCUGCCCGGAGAGUCGCGAUUCUUCGAGGAGGUUCUCCUUCUCAGCACCCAAGACCGUUACGGUGCAUCGCCUCCAGGGUGAAUGGUUCUACCCCGCGGAGUUUCGAACGCAGGUGGCGCCCGUGGCGGCGGUGCGCUCGGUGAACUUCAAUGGCAAGGCGCAUCGCAUUGAGGCGGAGGAGGAGGUUUCUGCAUCCUCAGGAGAGAACACUCCAACGGCCCCAGCGACUCCCAGUGCCUUUCUGGUGGUGCAAGGUGCUGGUCAUGCAGCAGUGAAUGGCCGGUACGUUCCACGGGGGAUGCUAGAAGGUCGGCCGAAGUACAAGCAGGUUGGCGGCAACUCGAUCAUCUACUUUUCCUCGGGCGUGUGGAGAUUGAAUGAUGAGGAGAACAUGCAGCAGAGGAAGUACGAUGGUGCGCAGAACGAUACCCCAACACCACCAAACCAGUGGGUGCAAGUUGACUCCAACCACGGUGCAGCGCCCAAACUUUCGGUUGGAACUUGGCGAGAUAUCCAAGAAGGUGACACUGUGACCCUUGGAAAGCGCCACGAGGAUGUCGAUUGGUCUGGAUGUCCCGUCAACAGUGCAGGAAGGUUGCGCUUUUCGCCCUCCCCCUGGAGCAUCACGGUCCAGAGGGUGCAGGGCCAGUGGUUUUAUCCAGCGGAGUUUGAGACGCUCAUCGCACCCUUGGCAGCCUUGGGCACUGUGAACUUGAUGGGUGAGACAUACCAAGUGGCAGAGGUCAUGAGUUCUUCUUCGCGGCCGGAGCAGAAAACGGCAGAGAAGGGUCAGAAGGGCAAGGAGAAGAUCUUGGGUGGAUAUGAUGAGGAAUGGUCUUCUGGGCAAGAUGUCCAGAAGUACAAGUGUGCCAUUUGCUUGCUGGUCGCCCGGGAUGCUGUGGUGCAUGAGUGUGGCUCCGACCUCUUCUGUGAGGGCUGCUGGAAGCGAUGUAUGGCCAAGGAUAGCAAGUGUCCGGUCUGUCGGAAGGAUGGCGCUAGCAUUGUCCCAGCGCACUUCGAGCGAUGCUCCAUCCUCAAUCUCAAGGUGAAGUGCCCCAACCAGUGUGGUCGGAGCGUCCCUUUGCACGAGAAGGAGACACACCUGGAGAAUGGCACGUGCACCUCGCAGAAUGCCGUCAGCUUCGAUGGUUUGGAUGUGACGGAUGAGGCGAACAAGGAAGUCUGUACAGCUUGCAUCAUUAGCUGA